Molecule: messenger RNA, 1153 nt
Organism: Argentina anserina (silverweed cinquefoil)
Lineage: Eukaryota; Viridiplantae; Streptophyta; Magnoliopsida; Rosales; Rosaceae
Product: protein C2-DOMAIN ABA-RELATED 3-like
Exons: 3
Coding region: 105-641 (178 amino acids)
Source: RefSeq, a predicted model, not a curated record
GUAUCCCAACUCCACUCCCACCGAUAUAUUUCAGACGGGAAUCUCUCUCUCGCCUUCGUUGCUCCUUAUUCUUCGUAAUUUGAUUCAUUCCCGGUUUACCAGUGAUGGAUAAUAUGUUGGGUCUUUUGAGGAUUCACAUUCAAAGAGGAGUCGGUCUGGCUGUGAGAGACAUGACCAGUAGCGACCCUUACGUCGUCCUCACAAUGGGCAAGCAGAAGUUGAAAACUCGCGUUGUGAAGCGGAGUUUGAACCCUGAGUGGGACGAAAAAUUGACUCUAACCGUUUCAGACCCCAAUGUUCCAGUCAAGCUCUUUGUGUAUGACAAGGAUACUUUCACUUUUGAUGACAAAAUGGGAGAUGCAGAGUUUGAGAUUGCUACAUUCGUUAAAGGAGUGCAGAUGCGAUUGGAAGGUCUCCCAGAGGGAACGAUAAUUGCCAGAGUUCAACCGACUAGGCAGAAUUGCCUUGCUGAAGAAAGCUGUAUUAUUUGGUCCAAUGGCAAAGUUGUGCAAAACAUGGUUCUCAGACUCAGAAAUGUGGAGUGCGGUGAAGUAGAACUCCAAUUGCAGUGGAUUCAUAUUCCUAAAGGAAAGACAAAUCAUAUUUGGAAAGAAAGAAGAGAUGCCGAGUUGCAUUCCUAGUUGAACAAGGAAAUCAUAUUCGAGUUGAAGAAGGAGAAGAGGAGGCCGGCCUAGCUAUUCCUAGUUGGACAUGGAGAGUUGCCGUGCAGCCCUUAAGUGAUCUCCCUAUUGGACUUGGUUUCCUACAUCAAGUUGGAUAUGGAGUACAUGAAUCAAAAUCCAUAACAAAGAGGAUUUCAGUUUCCCAAUUGGUUUCUAUCUCCUAAAUGGGACGGCAAGAGGCUUCCUAAACUCCUAUAUAUAGAGGCUCGGCCUCUCUAUUCAGAUCAUCAUCAACCUUACACACAAACACAAGUCAUAGCUCUGCCGAAUCAAUCCCUCACCCUUCCAAGAAAUCCUAAAACCGAUUCCAUCAUUCCCCACCAAUCAAUAGCCUUCAAACACGCUUGUGAAGAAGGUUUCAUCCAUAGAAGUUACGGCUAUACACUUGUGGAUUGCUUGAUUUAUAAAGUGUAACCAUGAUUCACUCUUUAGUUCAAUUCGGUUUUGGUUUUAUUCUUGUUCUUGGAUGA